Xenopus laevis (African clawed frog) is the source of this 3566-nucleotide messenger RNA. RefSeq names its product contactin-2 (gene cntn2.L). The transcript is spliced from 23 exons. The record is from RefSeq and is a predicted model, not a curated record. Bases 130 to 3231 code for a protein of 1033 amino acids. Lineage: Eukaryota; Metazoa; Chordata; Amphibia; Anura; Pipidae.
GUGCACACACACAUCUACAUACACAUACACUGAACCUGCACCCUCCCUUCUUGCCGCAGAUCUCUGUGUGAUGUGAAGACAGAAAUAAAGAUACCAACUGCUGUAGCUCUCUUAUUUGGCAGAAAAAACAUGGUGCCUCUUACCUUUGUCUUCCUCCUUUCUUCUGUUUUUCUUUCCUUUUUAGCCUUAAAGCCCGAAGGGAGUUUUUCGAGUGAAUAUGGUCCAGUUUUUGAGGAGCAGCCACAGAAUACACUUUUUCCUGAAGGAUCAGUAGAAGAAGAAGUCAUUCUCUCCUGCCGUUCAAGAGCAAGCCCUUCUACCACAUAUAGGUGGCAACUGAAUGGUACAGAACUGAACCUGAAUGCAGAUCCCAGCUACCGAUUGGUGGGAGGCAGUUUAGCAAUUUCCAGUCCAACACAAUCAAAACAUGCAGGAUCUUACCAAUGUAUUGCUUCAAAUCCCAAAGGCACAGUGCUCAGUAGUGAAGCCUCUCUGCGAUUUGGCUACCUGCAUGAGUUUCCGUCAGAAAAGAGGGAACCUGUCAAAGUAACAGAGGGAUGGGGUAUUACGCUGACCUGCAACCCUCCAAAGCAUUAUCCAGGUCUGACGUACCACUGGCUAAUAAAUGAGUUCCCAACAUUCCUGAACACAGACAACAGACGUUUUGUUUCUCAAAUGACAGGGAAUUUGUAUGUAGCUUACACAGUAAAGGAGGAUGAAGGAGGAUAUUCCUGCCUGACAACCAGCCAUAUCUCAUUUACAACCAAAAGUGUUUACAGCAGAUUCACCCAACUCACUGUUAUUUCAGAAGCUAAGCCCCGUAUGUAUGCACCAAGUAUUAAAGUGCGAUUUCCUGGGGAGACAUACACCCUGUAUGGUCAGGCAGUUUUCCUAGAGUGCUUUGCAUUUGGAAAUCCUGUACCUCGCAUUCGCUGGCGCAAGGUAGAUGGCACACUACCACCACGAUUGCUUGUUAUAGAUCCUGUUCUGCAUUUCCCAAGUAUUACCUUUGAAGAGGAUGGAACAUAUGAGUGUGAAGCUGUGAACUCAGUGGGCUCCACAACUCACCAGGGACGAGUAAUAGUACAGGCUCAGCCUGAGUGGUUACAUGUGAUUACUGACACCGAGGCCAAGAUUGCCUCUGAUCUUCUCUGGAGCUGUGCAGCCUCUGGCAAACCACGUCCUACCAUCCGCUGGCUGCGUGAUGGCAAACCGCUGACAUCGCAGGUGACUAUUGAAGUACACAAUGGGCAACUGAAAUUUACCAGUCUCAGCCUUCAUGACUCAGGCAUGUAUCAGUGUGUGGCAGAGAACAAGCAUGGUACAAUUUACACUAGUGCUGAGCUUACUGUUCAAGCUUUGGCUCCAGAUUUUCGCCUCUCACCAGUAAAGCGCCUGAUUCCUGCAGCACGAGGUGGUGAAGUCAUUAUACAGUGUAACCCACGGGCAGCACCUACGCCAUUAAUUUUGUGGAGCAAGGGGACAGAACUUUUGCGUAACAGCAGCAGAGUAACGGUCACUGCAAAUGGGACAUUAAUCCUAAGGAACAUUUCUCACUCUGAUGAGGGGAAAUACACCUGUUUUGCUGAAAACGUAAUGGGGAAGUCAAACAGCACUGGGGUCCUAAGCGUGAAAGAAGCCACAAAGAUUACUCUGGCCCCUUCUGGCUCAGACAUUAACCAUGGGGACAGUGUCACACUACAGUGCCAUGCCUCCCAUGACCCCUCAAUGGAUAUUACAUUCACUUGGACACUGGAUGGUAUUCCCAUAGACUUUGAGAAAGAAUCACAACAUUACAGGAGAGCUUCAAUGGAUGAAGCUGUUGGGGAUCUACAUAUUAUUCAUGCACUGCUGAGACAUGCUGGGAGAUACACAUGCAUAGCACAAACUGUGGUGGACCAAGCAUCAGCUGUGGCAUCUCUUCUCAUUCGGGGACCACCUGGUCCUCCUGGAGGGGUGGGGGUAAAAUAUGUUGGAGAAACAACAGUUCAAUUGAGUUGGAGCCGUGGAUUUGAUAAUCAUAGUCCUAUAAGUCGCUAUGUGGUGCAGAUCAGGGAGCCACUCACAGAAACAUGGAUAUUAGCACGGACAGAUCCUCCUACUGUGGAGGGUAAUGCAGAGUCAGCUCUUGUGGUUGGGCUAAAUCAAUGGACAGAUUACUUGUUACGAGUAGUGGCCAGCAACAUUUUGGGAGAAGGGGAUCCUAGUGCCCCUUCUGCUUUGAUCCGGACAAAAGAAGCUGCUCCCAAUGUGGCUCCAUCGGGAGUUGGUGGAGGGGGAGGAGCUCCAAAUGAGUUGACCAUUAACUGGAAGCCAAUUGGAAGGCAAUACCAAAAUGGAGAUGACUUUGGAUACAUUAUUGCAUUCAAAAGAAAAAAUGAGACCACAUGGCAAACAGUUAGAGUUCCGGGGGAGCAGUCACAGCAGUAUGUGUACCGUAAUGAGACCAUUUCUGCCUAUACCCCUUUUGAUGUCAAGAUCCAAGGAUAUAACCGUAAGGGAGAGGGUCCUUUCAGUCGAGACACUACUGUUUAUUCAGCAGAGGAAGAGCCCACAAUGUUUCCUUCUGAAGUUAAGGCUACAGCAAUUUCCUCUUCGGACAUAGAGGUGACAUGGAACUCUGUACAAGCUUUGAAAGGUGUUCUGUUGGGAUAUGAGAUCCGGUACUGGAAGACUGGUGAUAAAGAGGCUGCUGCAGAUAGGGUGAGGUCAGCUGGAAUGGCUACAACUGCUCGUGUAACAAGUCUGAAACCAGACACUUCCUAUUAUGUAACAGUCAGAGUCUACAACCAAGCUGGAACUGGGCCUUCAAGCCCUGCUACUAAUGUAACAACAUCCAAAGCAUUUCCAAGUAGAUCACCAGAAAACAUCACAUGGACUCUGUCUCGUAAAGGUCUUAUAAUUAAGUGGGAUCCGAUGAUAGCACUGCAAAAUGAAUCCUUUGUUACAGGGUACAAGAUUCUUUACCGAAUGAACCAUCAUUCUACUACUACCCUCUAUGUGACAAGCAAAACACAUAUAGAGUUUCCAUUUCCUGAAGGAGCUAGCACUGUGACCAUACAGCUACGUGCUACAGGAAAAGGAGGUGAUGGUAAACCAGCUGAGGUUCACAUCCCAACAGAUUCAGGUACCAGCAUGAUGGUGGAAAAUACUGCAUCCCGUCCAAUACUGCAAGUGCUGGCUGUUAACAUAGCAACUCUGCUUUUUCUACUGAGAUACCUAAAUGUCUAAGAGCAUUAUGGGAACAGUAAAACACAAACUUCAUUGUCUGAAAGACUGAAAAGCAGGGAUGGAUCUCUCCCUCCUCCAUACACAAAAAGACACACGGCUCUCCUAAAUGCAUUUUCUUGUAGUAGCUAAAAAGUCUGUAUGAAUUAUUUUUUGCUGUAUGAGAGUUGAGAACCUGUUUAGCAGCAAAGAGUUGCAGAAGCAUUUUUCUCAAAACAGAAGGGGUUGCUGAUAUUUGAAUUCUUAGGGAAUGCAGAACUUUUCUGAUGUCAUAGUGGGGAACUUUGUCUUAUUAAGCAGUCGGUAUAUGCUUUAUAAAAAACAUUUUUUUUAUGUCA